AUGGCGUCUCGUUCCGAAGAUCGACUGGAAGUGGUUAGAAAUACUGUUGCUGGCGGGUUAGUUGUCGGCGGAACAAUCGCGAUUGGAUACUUCAUCAUACCGAUACCAAUGCCGUCAUUGCCCACGGUCACCGAUCGCCUUAUAUUCGCACUGAGAUGUCAGAUUUUCAACGCUGUAUUAUUGUACGCAGGAAUACAGGUUAUCUCUUUGAAAAGAUUGUUUACCCAAGCAAUGGACCCUGUAUCAGGUCGCGGUCAACACCAUGUCGAAGUUCAUUGUCGUUAUGCACAAAACACUCUGGAAAGUCUGGUACUAAGUACGUUUGCAAACCUCGUCAUAAGUACGUACAUUGAGGAAACCAGCAUGAAAAUAAUACCAAUUCUUGUGUUUCUCUUCGUUGUUGGAAGGAUUACUUUCUGGAUGGGGUAUUUGCAGCACCCCAUUGGGAGGGCGUUCGGGAUGGGCGUGACAAUGUUUGGUACUUGGUUAUCGCUAUAUUAUGCGGUGUUUUGCGUUGUGUGGAGCGGACUGGGGUUCAGAUUACCGAUCGAUGGUCAAAUCGUCGAAUGA
Molecule: messenger RNA, 570 nt
Organism: Saccoglossus kowalevskii
Lineage: Eukaryota; Metazoa; Hemichordata; Enteropneusta; Harrimaniidae
Product: transmembrane protein 79-like
Biological process (GO): regulated exocytosis
Cellular component (GO): lysosomal membrane; trans-Golgi network membrane
Source: RefSeq, a predicted model, not a curated record